Messenger RNA from Pelagomonas calceolata, 448 nucleotides. The record is from the annotation of a GenBank genome assembly. NCBI's taxonomy places the organism in Eukaryota, Pelagophyceae, Pelagomonadales, Pelagomonadaceae.
CUGCGCGCGAGCUCGUGAGAUACGCGGCACGACAUGACUUUUGUGCGAGCCUCGUGAGACGCGCGACAUGCACAUGACUUUUGUGUUGCGCUCCCCAAGCCCGGGCGCGCGGCACGACACGCGUCGCGAGUGCUUUCGUCUCGCAGCGGCGGCGCGACGCAGGGCUGGCGGCCCUCUGGGGCAGCGCCGGUGCGCGGCAGGGCGGAAACGGGUAUUGAGCUUGCAAAAUGCAAAGAUGCAGCCGCGCAGCGCGGCAUGGUGGCCGCGGUCACCGCGAUCAGCCCAUCCAUGCUAUAUGUGCUGCUCUCGCGGGCUCUGUGCAGUUUUGCGUUGCCAGCUCAGGUUGCGCGUUCAUCGCCAUGUGCUCAAUGCCACACCGCAGCAUUCUGGAUUCCGGCAGUUUGCGGCAAACGCGCACUGCUGACCAAUUGAGACACUGUGAUUUGAC